AGCGUUUAUAAAGCGAAGAACCUCAAGUGUAGCGUAUUCCUGCGCUUCGAGCGUCGAGUCUGCAUGUAAUCUCUUUUUUGGGGUCAGGAUCCCAGACUGACUACGGAGGGUAUACCCCUGGGAAACGAAUGAAGAAACACGUUUUGCUUCUUUUCACAUACAGAGGACUCGUGAGAAAAGGAAAAAAGAGUAAAAGAAGAAAAUGGCCAAUUUUAUAUUGCGGAAAGCUGAACCCCAGGACGUGCCUGACUUAUUGCGACUCAUAAAGGAACUUGCAAAAUUCGAAGAAAUGGAGGAGCAGGUCAUUUUGACAGAGAAAGACCUGCUCGAAGAUGGCUUCGGAGAUCACCCGUUUUACCACUGCGUCAUAGCCGAAGUGCCCAAGGACCAGCAGAGCCUAGAGGGUAUGGGAUAUACUGUGGUAGGAUUUGCCAUGUACUACUUCACAUAUGAUCCCUGGAUAGGAAAGCUGCUGUACUUGGAGGACUUCUAUGUGAUGGAGGAGUACAGAGGGUAUGGAAUUGGGUCAGAGAUUCUGAAGAAACUCAGCGAGACGGCGGUGAAGACUCGCUGCAGCAGCAUGCACUUCAUUGUGGCCGAGUGGAACAAGAAAUCCAUCGAGUUCUACAAGCGACGCGGUGCAUCUGACCUAUCGCUCCAGGAGGGCUGGCGGCUCUUUGAGAUCGACAAGCAGUACCUGCUUAAGAUGUCCGCCAAGUAGAGAUGGGCGUGAUGUGGACACACAUCGACACCUCAGCCCCACCCCCCUGGGUGGGGUUUUCUGUUACUUUUUAUUUUUUGUGCAAGCAAUACAAUUCUUUGCUCGUUUCACACAUUAUAUGAAAUAAAAUGCACAACAGAGAUUGUU
Molecule: messenger RNA, 868 nt
Organism: Anguilla rostrata (American eel)
Lineage: Eukaryota; Metazoa; Chordata; Actinopteri; Anguilliformes; Anguillidae
Gene: sat1a.2
Product: spermidine/spermine N1-acetyltransferase 1a, duplicate 2
Exons: 6
Coding region: 203-721 (172 amino acids)
Molecular function (GO): diamine N-acetyltransferase activity; spermidine binding
Source: RefSeq, a predicted model, not a curated record